Molecule: messenger RNA, 1017 nt
Organism: Paraglomus occultum
Lineage: Eukaryota; Fungi; Glomeromycota; Glomeromycetes; Paraglomerales; Paraglomeraceae
Source: the annotation of a GenBank genome assembly
AUGAGCGUAAGAUCAAGCGCAACGGCGAAAUCAACUCCAAAAAAGCUUGCUUCAAAUGGUACCAACAGACAAGGAGAAGCAUCUCUUUCAAACGAUAACGCGGACGAAGUAUGUCCUAUUUGCAAAAACAAUAGAUAUCUUUCACCAGAUAUGAAAUUGCUUGUCAGUGAAUGUUAUCACAAGAUGUGCGAGUCUUGUAUAGAUCGUCUAUUUGCAAAUGGCGCUGGUCCAUGUCCAAUUUGUGGUCAGGUUGUGCGCAAAGUGAACUUUGCCAUCGCUACUUUUGAAGAUCUGCUUGUUGAGAAGGAAAUAAAGAUACGAAAACGGAUUGCCCAUCAUUUUAACAAACGGCAAGAGGAUUUCCCUAGUUUGAAAGAGUAUAAUGAUUACCUAGAAGAAGUUGAGAACAUAGCGUGGAACUUGAUUAAUGGCAUCUCUCUCGAGGAAACCGAAGCCAAAAUCAAAGCAUACCAACAAGAAAAUCAUGAUUUGAUUGCUGCAAACGCUCAACGAAUGUUACAAGAAGAGAAACUAGCCAAAUUAGUUGAGGAGCAAGAACAAAAAGAAAAGCAAUCGGAAUUCGAGAAAUAUCAGCAAACGUUGGAAGAAGAGCGCAAAUUGAAAGCAACGUUAAAGGACGAAUUUAUAGAAGAGCUGGCAACAUCAGACGCAUCGCCCGAGAAAAUACUGGCGGAAAAAAAGGCUGCUGCGGCAGCCGCGGCCGCUCAGCGCUCCUCGAAACAAACCGCCGAACAUGCUGCAGCUACACCUUACGGUAUAGCUGGUAACAGUGUUGGUAUGUGGCUUGGCUUAGAUCGAGAACAAAUGGAUGACUCGAUGAAAGAUUACGAUCCUGUCGCGACGGAAUACGCAGACAUUGAUGGAUAUACUCUGCGUGAGAAGUAUUAUGAUCCUUUUACGGAAGUAUCGGCUUUAUCUAAAACUGGCGGAUUCAAUAUCAAGUUUGUUCAUGAACGAGCAUUACAAGCAGCCUUCUCAGGCAUUUGUGAUGUAUAA